Exophiala spinifera is the source of this 900-nucleotide messenger RNA. RefSeq lists its product as uncharacterized. The coding region runs from base 1 to 900 and encodes 299 amino acids. NCBI's taxonomy places the organism in Eukaryota, Fungi, Ascomycota, Eurotiomycetes, Chaetothyriales, Herpotrichiellaceae. The transcript is spliced from 2 exons. The record is from RefSeq and is a predicted model, not a curated record.
AUGGCAGAUUUCAACGAUAACUUCUUCAUCCAGUCGGUCUUGAACAGCAUCGAUGACUUGAACCAGAUUGACCGUGUUGUUGCUGCAGAAUUAGGACUUCCUCCUUUCCCGUCUUUCGAAGACUUACUUCGCCGUGGAUGGCGUCCCUCCUCGGCUCAUUCUAAUCCUGCUCCUGCCACAAGCAGCGUGGGUGUUCCACAAAGACAGUCGAAUGGACCGAACAGCGAUCAACAGAAUGGCAGCCAGAGUGCUGCGGUUGCUCAGAGAGGGCCACCUGCAAUAAGAGCGGUACAUCCUCGUCUCUGCCCUCGUCCUCUUGCUCCUUCCCAUCGACCUUCGCUGGCUCACGCCAAUAGCACUCCAGCUCAGCAAGGUGUGAUCGGAAGGGCAAGAGCCACCAAGAGAAAGAGCCCAGAUGACGAGGAGGAGGACAUCCCGGCCAAUGGAGGCGAACCAGCUGGAAAGAGACAGAGUCUUGGAGGGGCCAAAUUGGUCGGCACCACAAAAGAGUUACCAGGGUUCCCUGCAAGCAAGGAACCGUUGCCAACAGACUGGACUCUGGAGCUCGUCGUCACCAAAUAUCCCAACCACACCUUGCUCCCAUCGGUGUUGGAUGCAUUUACCCAGUACUUCUGGACUGGGAAUGACAUAUACAAGAGGUUCUCUCCAGAGAUCACCCAGGAGUGGAACAAAGUGUUCCCAAACCAACCUGGCAACGCUCUUCACAAGAGGCUCAUCGGUCGGUGGAAGAAGAUGGGGAGUGCGGCGUUGCGAGACUUGAUCAACGCUCCCAAGAUUGUUCCUUGCUUCGCCAUUGGCGAGCCGUACUUUGGCAAGAGCAAUCCAGGAAAUCUGGAUCUCAAUCCCAGGGCACCUCGAAAGCCGGUCAAGAAUGAGUGA